Chenopodium quinoa (quinoa) is the source of this 2050-nucleotide messenger RNA. RefSeq lists its product as uncharacterized. The record is from RefSeq and is a predicted model, not a curated record. The coding region runs from base 106 to 1878 and encodes 590 amino acids. Lineage: Eukaryota; Viridiplantae; Streptophyta; Magnoliopsida; Caryophyllales; Amaranthaceae. The transcript has 11 exons.
UUGAAAUUGAAAUUAGAAGAAAAAUACUCGUACGAAUACUUAGAAAUUUCGUAUGAACAAAAACCAGGGAAAAACCAAGAGAAGGAGAGAGUAAGAGCUAGGAAAAUGGGGAAAUCCAGCAAAAAGACGAAGAAAAUAUCAGAAGAUGAUAGUGAUUCUCAGUCUCCUUCAUCCUCUUCCUCCGACGAGUCAGACCGACGGCGAAGGCGUCGGCACCGCGACGACGACGACGAUGAAGAAGAAGUGAAGCGCAGUUCGAGGAGAGAGAAAGAGAAGCGCCGGCGAAAGAGAAAAAGAGAAGAAAAAGAAGAAAGGAAGCAUCGUAGAGAUAGCAGAAGCAAGCGACGAUCUCGUUCCAGAAAGAAGGUUUCUGAUUCUGAUGAUACUGCGUCUGAUUCUGAUUCUGAUUCCGAUUCUUCCGGUGAUGAUUUUUCCCAGGCUAAAGAUGUUGCUAGGGAUUUGUUGAUAGAAUUUCCUGGUGUUGCUGCUGAUCUUAAGCAGCUCUUACAAAUGAUUGAUGAUGGACAAGCUGUUGACAUCAAAGGAAUUUCUGAAAAGCCUUUGAUGAAGCAUCUCAAAAAGUUGUUUCUUUCCUUAAAUCUCAAAGAAAAAGGGGAUAGAGUAUUCUUGUUACGGUCUAGGGCUCGUCCAACUAUAGAGAUUGUUGGACCUGUGAUUACUGCACAAAGUGGAGUGGCUGAACAGAAAACUGAGGACCCCCUUCCUUCUCAGCCUCAUGAAGAAGUUGGAAAAAGUACCGAUGAUGUCCCUUCAGUUAUCAUAGGUCCUAAUUUUGAAGGUGCUGCUCCUCGAAGGAGAGUAAUCGGCCCGGAGAUGCCAUCUGCUGAAUUACUUGCUGCAGCAGCCAAGUUGACUGAAGCUCAGGCUGAGCUUAGGGAUGCUGAGAUGGAGCAAGAUGACAAUGGAAUAUUUGUUGGGCCACCACCUCCUGCUCUUGUCACUGAGGCUGAAUCAUCUAAUGAAGCUGAGCGUUUUGAAGAGGUCACUAGAAUCAUGGGAGUGGAGUCAGAUAAUCCUUAUGAUAUUGUGGGAGUCAACCACAAGAUGCCUGCUGCUAAUAUAAAGAAGAGGUACUGGAAAUUGUCACUUAUGGUGCAUCCAGACAAAUGCUCUCAUCCACAAGCUAACCAAGCAUUCAUUAAACUUAACAAGGGAUUCAAAGAUCUGCAAGAUCCAGAUAAGAGAAAGGCAUUGGAUGAUAAAAUUAAGAAAAAAGAAGAGGAAGAAGAAAUGAAGGCGGAAUUACGAUCAAUGCGGGAAGCUGCACUAUGGAGGCAGUCACAAGGUUUGGCUAUGGAAGGGGAUGAUGUGUUGCUUGCAGAGUUGGAAGUGAAAGCUCCUCCAAAACGAGAUGAAUGGAUGACGUCUCUACCUCCUGAAAGAAAGCCUGGUGGUAUGCCUACGCACACUACAACUUUCAGUAGAAUUGCUAAAGAAGGGCGCGGUGAUACCAGUGCUUGGACAGACACCCCUUCAGAUCGUGCUCAGAAAGCAAAGACAAAUUACUUGGAAGCCUAUAAUGUGGCAACAGCACUUGCUUCGAAUGAAUUAGACAAGAAAACCUCUGACAUUGAUGCUGCUUUGGUAGACCAAUAUAACAAAGCCAAAAGAUCGAAGACUUUGGUACAAAAGCAUCAAGAAGAGUCUCAGAAAAGUCAUUCAAAAAAGAAAUCAAAGCAGACACAGACGCAGAAUCAGGAUGGGGAAGAAUGGGUGGGCAAUCACCCCUGGAAACCUUGGGACCGAAAGAAAGAUCUCUCAGCUGGACGGCUGGAUGUAAAACUUGAUGCUGAGAAUUUGAAACAGGGUUUGUCUACCAAAUUUGCAUCUGGGUCCUUCCAGAGGAGCUUCCUUUGAAUUUUAUUUUCCAAGUCAUUAUGUUUAUUAGUGAGUUAGUGUAUACACAAUAUUUCUUCUGGGGAUCCAACUUCAAAACUUUAUUGACAUGGUAAAUUUUUGUUGUAACAAGUAACAACCAAGCAGGUAUAAAUUAUAAUCAAUAUAAGUAUUCAUUCAGUUUAUUUUUUCA